Molecule: messenger RNA, 669 nt
Organism: Rasamsonia emersonii CBS 393.64
Lineage: Eukaryota; Fungi; Ascomycota; Eurotiomycetes; Eurotiales; Trichocomaceae
Exons: 12
Coding region: 1-669 (222 amino acids)
Source: RefSeq, a predicted model, not a curated record
AUGAUCGUCGCCAUCGCCAUCUAUACUACAUACCAAUAUACCAUGGUAUAUGUACUAUGUGAAUUCACUUCUAAAGUCCGGUUACAGCAGAUUAAUGUGUUUGUUUUUACUGUGUCUAGUAUGUACGUACUGUACAUGUGUGUUUCUACUUUGAAAGCCCUAGGUAUACCUACUAGGGAAGUACGCGAGUAUCAAGAUGUAGAUCCAGCAGACAAGGCCGCAAGCAAGGCGAUAAAUAAUCAAGCAAUGACUGUCAGCACUACUAAAUUAGUUAGACACCUACCUAAGAUGUACCUAAUAUCUACUAUCAUAGAAUCGCCGAGCUACUACUACUACUUACUUGCAGGAGGGGUUAUGGUUAUGACAUUAUCUACUACCUAUUCUGGUAUCAUGCAUAGGUAUAGAUUUUUGGCUUCAUUUAUUGGUAUUAGCCUGUCUACUGUUCAUGCAAUACACUCAUACAUGCAUAUAUUAGUUCAAUCUUCAGAGCUAGACUGUAAUUUCUCUCCAAGCCUGCCAAGAAGUUACCAUUCCAGUAGCAACCAGCCAGUCUCGACCGGUCCAGACUCGACAGCUCCAUGGAUAGUCCCGUAUGGUCCAGCUACAUACGGAGUACCUACUUUACGGAGUACUCCACACCUGCUAGAGAAUCAAUCCAUGGAUGAUUGA